Molecule: messenger RNA, 2055 nt
Organism: Polychytrium aggregatum
Lineage: Eukaryota; Fungi; Chytridiomycota; Chytridiomycetes; Polychytriales
Product: glycoside hydrolase superfamily
Exons: 8
Coding region: 122-1843 (573 amino acids)
Biological process (GO): carbohydrate metabolic process
Molecular function (GO): hydrolase activity, hydrolyzing O-glycosyl compounds
Source: RefSeq, a predicted model, not a curated record
GGUUGCAGAUGGCAGGACGCAGGGUGGAUGUGCGGUGGAUGCAGGAUAUAUAUAUAUCGACUCGCCGGGCUCUCUGGGCGGCGUCGCUGCCCUGCAAGCCCUGCCUUCCCGUCUCGACUCCAUGCUCGCCCAGCUCGCCGUCGCCGCAAUCGGCGUGCUCUCUGCUACCUCCGUGCUCGCCAAGAGCCCUGCCCAGGACUCGUCCGUUGGCCUGCAAUGGUCUUUUGCCGUGCCCGAGACCCAGCCCGUAUCGAGGAUCCACGGUAUCGAUCUGUCUGGCGUUUUUGUCGAUGCGACGGACCGCCAGCGCUUCUUCCACGGUGUCAACGUCGUGUACAAAGCCUUCCCUUACUUUCCCGAGACUCGCUUCUGGGACAUUCAGUACUCUUUCAAUGAGGACGAUGCCCGGUUCUUGGAAGACCUCAACAUGAACGUCAUUCGCCUGGGCGUGAUGUGGCCCGGCGCUGAGCCCGAGCGCGGCACAUACAAUCAGACCUACUUUGAGGUCCUCAAGGACAUUGUCGAGGUGUGCCAACGCCAUGGCAUUUACGUCCUGCUGGACAUGCACCAAGACAAUCUCUCUGAGCGAUACUGUGGCGAAGGCAUCCCGCUCUGGGCAGCUAAUUCGACUGGUGCCUUCGGAGGCUUCCCACUGCCGCUUACUCGCGAGGCAUGGAACCACAAGGGCGACCAUACUCCAAGCCGCCAGCAGUGCGACGAGUUCAACUGGCCCGACUACCAGGGCUCGUUUGCGGCCGCCCGAGCGUACCAAAACCUAUAUGAUAACCUCAAUGGCUACGCAGACGACAUGGCCGCUUUCUGGGCCAGGGUUGCUACCGAAUUCAAGGACUAUCCCAACGUCCUCGGCUACGAAAUCAUCAAUGAGCCACUGGGUGGCGACGUUCUGAGCGACCCUCGGCUCAUUCUCGAGGAAGGCUACGCCGCCACAAAGGUCCUCGAGCCCUUCUACGACAUCAUCCAGAAGGAGAUUCGCAAGGUUGACCAGGACGGACUCAUUUUCUUUGAGUCGGUCACCACCGACGACAACUACAACGGAUUUACCAAGACUCCCGGUGGCGAGCCCUAUGUCAGCAAGUCGGUGCUCAGCUACCACUACUAUUGGCUGGCACCCAACCGCCACUCGCUGGAAAGACACAUCCAGCAGCGCAUCAAGAAUGCAAAGCGACUCGGCAACUGUGGACUCAUGAUGACCGAAUUUGACAUUGCCAUUGGCCAGCCGGAUCUCCUGCAUCAGCUCAAGGUCGCUGACAAGUAUCUGCAGAGCUGGAUCGGCUGGGAAUACAAGCGCUACAUCCCCAUUACCGGCUACAACGACUCGCUCUUCAUCAUCGAUACUGGAGAGGUGCACAAGCAGAACGCCCAGUUCCUGUCCCGGCCGUUUGCCGAGGCCGUUGCCGGGCGCGUGUCCCUCAUGCAGUACAGCGACAACACCAAGACGUUCGAUCUGGCGUACAACGUUGUGCCGUCGACGCUGGGCCAGAACACCGUGAUCCGUGUGCAGAAAGAGCUGCACUACCCCGAUGGGUUCCACAUCGAGCUCAGCGGACCCGCCACCUACAUCAACUGCGGCAAUCAGUCCAACGUCGUUCUUAUCCAGACCAGUGCCACGGCCGGAGACGGCGACGAGAUUCACGUUCGUGUGCUCCCCGGAAACCAGACCGACUGCAGCAACAUUCCUGUUGCCCCACCGGUCCAGAAGCCCGUUGAACGCAACCGCCCGGUGGACCUGAUCGGCCUGUUCUUGUUUGUCCUGGUCGUUGUUCUGGCCAUGGUCUACUUUGCCUGGAAGAACGCCAGACGAAGCUACAUUUUCCUGGCUUGAGCCCCAACCGAACAUGAUCGCCGCCACACCUACUCCAACAAGACACGCACUUCGAGUAUAUGUGUUGUUUGGUAGGCGGAGAAGGAGGGACGGUGGAAGAACGCUCGCCGAUAUUGCUGUUCAUUACUGUUGUUUCUUGUGUUUGUCUUUGAUGUGAGCUGUAUUACACUAUAUUCAGAAUCGAGCUGGACACUGUCCCGCUCUCAUUGCGA